AGCUAGAACUCACCGUGCAAUCUUUGGCAUUCCACCCAGAGCUCAUAGAAGCAAUGAAAGGUAGCCUUUGCCAUGACUUCGAGACAGGCCUCCCCGCGGCGGAGGUAUGGGAGAUGUAUCGAGGUCUCCGUAUUAGCCAGGUUGUUCCUCAAUUGCUUCCCGAUAUCUUCAAAAAGGCCGAGCUUGUUGAAGGAGAUGGCGGUGUUGGGACAGUUUUGCAUCUCACCUUUUCUCAUGGGGUUGCUCCAUUAGAAUAUCAAAAGGAAAAGUUCAUCAAGAUUGACCAUGAAAACUAUGUCAAGGAGGCCAUAAUAGUAGAAGGAGGCCUUCUAGAUUAUGGAUUUCAGAAAUAUUUGAUGAGAAUUGAGAUUAUAGGGCAAACCGAUAAAACAUCUACAAUAAGGUCAACCAUCGAAUAUGAAGUUGAUGACGAGAAGACAGGCAACACAUCCUUUGUCAGUACCAGUGCACUAGCUUGCCUGGCUGAGGCAAUCACAGAGUAUAUCAAGACACAGAAAAGCGCUGAACAAGCUUGUGAAGAAACAGCAUAAGAACAAAGCAACCCCCACCCCCAAGUGUAAAACAAGUUCAGAGCAAUUUUCUUUAUAUCUUGUUAUUCACUGUAUUACUUUUUAUAUUUCUUGGAUAAUUAUACGAUA
This is a messenger RNA of Triticum dicoccoides, 659 nucleotides long. Its product is annotated as norbelladine synthase-like. The record is from RefSeq and is a predicted model, not a curated record. Gene Ontology annotation, biological process: defense response; abscisic acid-activated signaling pathway. NCBI's taxonomy places the organism in Eukaryota, Viridiplantae, Streptophyta, Magnoliopsida, Poales, Poaceae. Gene Ontology annotation, cellular component: nucleus; cytoplasm. The transcript is spliced from 2 exons. Bases 54 to 551 code for a protein of 165 amino acids. Gene Ontology annotation, molecular function: protein phosphatase inhibitor activity; abscisic acid binding; signaling receptor activity.